CCCGUGGCCGGCUCUCCCUCCGCAGACGGAAGCCGGGCAGGGACGAGGGAGCCGGGAAAGCUGGAGCGGCAGGAUGGGGGACUCCAAAGUGAAGGUGGCGGUGCGCGUCCGCCCCAUGAACCGGCGAGAGCUUGAUCUGCAUACAAAAUGUGUGGUGGAUGUGGAUGCAAACAAGGUUAUUCUUCAUCCUGUAAACACCAACCUUUCAAAAGGAGAUGCCAGUAGGAGCCACCCAAAGGUGUUCGCUUACGAUCACUGCUUUUGGUCUAUGGAUGAAUCUGUCAAAGAAAAAUAUGCAGGUCAAGAUGUUGUUUUCAAGUGCCUUGGGGAGAAUAUUCUUCAGAAUGCCUUUGAAGGCUACAACGCUUGUAUCUUUGCCUACGGGCAAACGGGAUCUGGAAAAUCUUACACAAUGAUGGGGACUGCUGACCAGCCUGGACUAAUCCCUAAACUUUGCAGUGGACUCUUUGAAAGAGCACAGAAAGAGGAAAAUGAAGAGCAGAGUUUCAAAGUGGAAGUAUCCUACAUGGAGAUAUACAAUGAGAAAGUCAGAGAUCUCCUUGACCCAAAGGGAAGCCGUCAGUCAUUAAAGGUUAGAGAACACAGUGUUUAUGGCCCUUACGUAGAUGGCCUAUCCAAACUAGCUGUUGCUAGCUACAAGGACAUCGAGUCCUUGAUGUCUGAGGGCAACAAAUCCCGCACAGUGGCUGCAACCAACAUGAACGAGGAGAGCAGUCGGUCCCACGCAGUGUUCAAGAUUAUCCUCACCCACACGCUCUAUGACGUACAAUCAGGGACAUCAGGUGAGAAGGUGGGCAAGCUGAGCCUGGUGGACUUAGCAGGGAGUGAAAGGGCAACUAAGACUGGUGCUGCAGGGGACAGGCUGAAAGAAGGAAGCAACAUUAACAAAUCCCUCACAACUCUUGGGUUGGUUAUUUCUGCCCUGGCAGAUCAGGCUGCUGGCAAGAACAAGAACAAAUUUGUUCCGUAUCGUGAUUCUGUGCUCACUUGGUUACUUAAAGACAGCCUCGGCGGGAACAGCAAGACUGCCAUGGUGGCAACCGUGAGCCCGGCAGCAGAUAACUACGACGAGACCCUUUCCACCCUGAGGUACGCGGACAGGGCCAAGAACAUCGUCAACCACGCCGUGGUCAACGAGGACCCCAACGCUCGCAUCAUCCGGGAGCUCCGCGAGGAGGUGGAGAAGCUGCGGGAGCAGCUCACGAAAGCCGAGGCUAUGAAAUCGCCCGAAUUAAAAGAACGAUUGGAGGAAUCCGAGAAGUUGAUUCAGGAAAUGACUGUGACCUGGGAAGAAAAAUUACGAAAAACCGAGGAGAUAGCUCAGGAGCGUCAGAAGCAGCUGGAAAGCCUUGGCAUAUCCCUUCAGUCUUCUGGAAUAAAAGUUGGGGAUAAUAAGUGCUUCCUGGUUAAUUUGAAUGCAGAUCCAGCUCUCAAUGAACUUCUGGUGUACUAUUUAAAGGAGCACACGUUAAUAGGCUCAGACAACUCCCAGGAUAUCCAGCUAUGUGGAAUGGGAAUUCUUCCUGAGCACUGCAUCAUAGACAUCACCCCGGAAGGCCAGGUUAUGUUAACCCCUCAAAAAAAUACCAGGACAUUUGUAAAUGGUUCUGCUGUCGUGUGUCCGAUCCAGCUCCAUCAUGGAGACAGAAUCCUGUGGGGAAACAACCACUUCUUCAGGCUGAAUUUGCCGAAGAAGAAAAAGAAGGCGGACCACGAGGAUGAGGAGCGGGACAACUCCAUGAAGUGCAGUAACAGUGUGGAGCAGCUGGAUGUAGAUGGAGACAAUUCCAGUGAAGUGUCCAGCGAGAUUAACUUCAGCUAUGAAUAUGCCCAGAUGGAAGUCACGAUGAAAGCCCUGGGUAGUAAUGAUCCCAUGCAGUCCAUCCUGCAGAGCCUGGAGCAGCAGCACGAGGAGGAGAAGAGAUCUGCUCUGGAGAGGCAGAGGCUGAUGUACGAGCACGAGCUGGAGCAGCUGCGGAGGCGGCUGUCGCCGGAGAAGCAGCAUUUCCGCAGCAUGGAGCGCUUCUCCUUCCACUCUCCCAGCGCCCAGCAGCGCCUGAGGCAGUGGGCAGAGGAGAGAGAAGAAAUGUUGACCCACAGCCUGAGGAAGCUGCGAGAGCAGAUUGUUAAAGCCAAUUUGUACGUGAGAGAAGCCAAUUUUAUCGGAGAGGAACUGGACAAGAGGACAGAGUACAAAGUGACCCUCCAGAUCCCAGCUUCAAGCCUUAAUGCCAACAGUAAGAGAGGUGCAAUUCUCAGCGAGCCCGCUAUCCAGGUGAGAAGGAAAGGGAAAGGCAAACAGAUUUGGUCACUGGAAAAGCUGGAGAAUCGACUGGUGGAUAUGAGGGAUCUUUACCAGGAGUGGAAAGACUGUGAGGAAGACAACCCAGUGAUGAGAUCUUACUUCAGGAGAGCUGACCCGUUCUACGACGAGCAGGAGAACCACAGCCUUAUUGGAGUAGCCAAUGUUUUCCUUGAGUGCCUGUUCUAUGAUGUGAAGCUGCAAUAUGCAGUUCCAAUCAUCAAUCAGAAGGGAGAGGUGUCAGGUCGUCUCCACGUUGAAGUUGUUCGGGUGAGUGGAGAGAUCGACGACAGGCUGGUGGGAGGUGAGGACAGUCCUGACUGUUCCAGUGAAAACGAUGUUCAGGAGAGAAAACUUGUCUGCAGGAUUAAAAUACUUCAAGCUACAGGUUUGCCACAGCACCUCUCCAACUUUGUGUUCUGCAAAUACACAUUCUGGGAUCAACUGGAGCCUGUCAGUGUUGCACCUGAGGUGGAUCCUUCCCAGUCCUCCAUCAGCAAGGAGCCACGGUGCAUGGUGGUCUUUGAUCACUGCAAUGAAGUUUCUGUCAACAUUUCUGAAGACUUCAUGGAACACCUCUAUGAUGGUGCUUUGGCCAUUGAGGUUUAUGGGCACAAGCAGAGUGGUGACCGCAAAAAUCCAGCCCUGUGGGAUUUGGGAAUAAUUCAGGCCAAAACACGCAGCCUCCGUGACAGGUGGAGUGAAGUGACCCGCAAAGUAGAACUCUGGGUUCAAAUUCUGGAGCUGAAUGAGAAUGGGGAAUAUUGCCCAGUGGAGGUGACUCCUGCCAAGGAUGUCAGCACAGGAGGCAUCUUCCAGCUCAGGCAGGGACAAUCCCGACGGAUUCAGGUGGAAGUGAAAUCUGUGCAGGAAUCUGGGACCUUGCCGCUGAUGGAGGAGUCAAUAUUGUCUGUUGGCAUUGGCUGUGUUCAAAUAAAACGUGUCAAGUCACAAAAUUAUCAGGAAGAAGAGGAUGAAAUGGACAGUUAUCAGGACAGGGACUUGGAGAGGCUCCGUCGGAAGUGGCUCUGUGCCUUAACGAAGCGUCAGGAAUAUCUGGAUCAGCAACUGCAGAAACUUGUUGGGAAGCCUGAUAAAACAGAAGAUGAUGCAGAUCGGGAGGCUCAGCUCUUGGAGAUGAGGUUGACCCUCACAGAGGAAAGGAAUGCUGUGAUGGUCCCUUCUGCUGGCAGUGGCAUCCCUGGAGCUCCAGCAGAGUGGACUCCUGUGGCUGGUAUGGAAACUCACAUUCCUGUUAUAUUCCUUGAUUUGAAUGCUGAUGACUUCAGUUCCCAAGAUAACCUGGAUGACCCAGAAGCUGGAGGGUGGGAUGCUACUCUUGUUGCAGAAGAGGAGGAGGAAUUCUUUGAGCUGCAGAUUGUGAAGCAUCAUGACAGUGAGGUGAAAGCAGAAGCCUCCUGGGAUUCCACAGUCCACGACUGUAUCCAGCUCAGCAAGGGAACGGCAGCGGAUGAGAGGGUUUAUCUGAUCGUGAGAGCCACUGUCCAGCUCAGCCACCCUGCAGAGAUGCAGCUGGUGCUGCGCAAGCGCAUCUGUGUCAACGUCUAUGGCAGACAGGGCUUUGCACAGAGUUUCCUCCGAAGGAUGUCUCCCCGAAGUUCCAUUCCUGGCUGCGGUGUCACUUUUGAGAUAGUCUCAAACAUUCCAGAGGAUGCUCAGGGAGCUGAAGAGCGGGAGGCACUGGCCAGGAUGGCAGCAAACGUGGAAGAUGCAGCCUCAGCUGACUCUGAGGCCUAUAUUGAGAAGUACCUGCGCAGCGUCCUGGCCGUGGAGAACAUCCUCACCCUGGACCGGCUGCGCCAGGAAGUUGCUGUGAAAGAGCAGCUAAUGGGAAAAGGAAAACUCUACCGCAGGAGCCUGAGCUCUCCCAACGUGAACAGGCUCUCUGCAAGCCGCCAAGAUUUAGCACCCCCUUACAACCUGAGCAGUAACCGGAGUCCAAAGGUCCCAGCAGAGGGUCGAUGGGAGAGUCAGCAAGAUGUGUCCCAAGGUGCCACAAGCUCCAGUAGAGGCAUUAGUCCAUCUCGUACCUCCCUGCCGGGCUCUGGGCAGCAAAACCACUCUCCUGAUCCAGCAGGUAUUGGUAGCCUGGCUGCUUCCUACCUGAAUCCUGUCAAGUCCUUCGUGCCUCAGAUGCCAAAGCUGCUGAAGUCUCUCUUUCCUGUUAGAGAUGAGAAAAAGGGCAGGCAAACCUCUCCCCUUGCCCAGCAGGCUGUGCCACGAAUUAUGGUUCAGUCAGCCAGUGUGGAUGCCAGUGCUGCCAGGAUAAGACAGAUGAACCAAGAGGAAGUAGGGAAACAGCCAUUCCAAACCACGGUGCAGACGUCUGAGGUGGACAGGAGCCCGGAAAAGACACCCAAAGUGCCUUUGCAGCAGCCCACGGGAGAUUCCCAAGCACAGGACUCCCAGGAGGGGCCUCCAAGCCCUCUGAGUGAAGCCUCCAGUGGGUACUUCUCCCACAGUGUCUCCACAGCCACCCUCUCGGAGGCCCUCGCAGCGGGAAGUGACGCUGGGGCUCAGCCAGGGGGUCAAAGCCCUGCAGGGAGUGACUUCCCGGCUCCCGCGGCGGCCCAGGUCUCCUCUGACAUUCCAGGGCACUCAGACAACGCUUCCGAGAGCUGUCUUGGCACAAAGAGGGAGAGCCCACCCACCUGCAGCCUUCAAAGUGCUCACCCAAGACCCAGAGACGGCCCUGAGGUGAAUGGAAAUGAUUUGAAAUCAAAAUCCUGCACGUCUCCUGGGACUCCGGGCGAGCAGGGUCACGAUGCCUCUGCAGCCACCGAUGCAAAACCCUUUCUCUCUACCUCCACUCCCAAGAAGGAGUCGAUAUCCAAACAGUCAGUGGAGUCAGCAGGACAAGCUAGGAAAAAAGAAGUGGCUUCUGGGGCUGCAGAACUGGGGUUUCCCAAGCCACAGGUUCAUCCCGACCCGUUGUCCCAGCCUGGCACUGCAGCCUCCCCCUUCAAAAUCCAGAAGGUCAAGACAUCGGAGCUGAAGUCCUUCACAAGCAUGUUGGGAUCAGACUCCACGUGUUCCCUCCGCACAGAAGAGCAGCAAGGGGGAGGAAGGAGCACGUCCACUGCCCGUGGACUGAACCACAACGGAUCAGAGGCGGAAGAGGAAAAGCUGGAGGUGAUUUCCGACUCCGAAGACGCCAGUGAAAUUCCCGAGUGGCUGAAGGAGGGAGAAUAUGUCACAGUUGGCACCAACAAGACGGGCAUUGUCAGAUAUGUUGGGCCCACAGACUUCCAGGAGGGAAUGUGGGUUGGUGUCGAACUGGAGUUGCCUUCAGGGAAGAAUGACGGCUCCAUUGGAGGGAAGCAGUACUUCAAGUGCAACCCAGGGUACGGAUUGCUGGUGAAACCAGGCCGAGUCAGAAGGGCCACGGGCCCGACGCGCCGGCGGAGCACCGGGGUGAGGCUGCAGGGAGGAGCCGCCGCCGAGAACAGGCGGAGCGGCAACUUCUCCGGCUCGGCCUCCAACCUGGCCUCCCUCACAGCCCUGGCCAAGGCAGAGGGAGGAUCCACCACCCUGCGGCUGGAGAAGAGCCAGAAGAAUGCGGAGAACAGGAAAUCCUGGGCAAACUGAGGCAACCCAGCCCAGUGGGGCACGGCCGGCGGGGCCGGCGGCUCCGGGAAGAGAAACCGACCCAUCGGAACUCCCAGAGGGUGGCAAACACUAAUGAAGGGUUUCUUCUCUCUGCUUUGGGUGAUUGACACGAUAUAAUUCCUUGCCUUGUCGUGGUGCUGGAUCUCCAUCCUUCGUUUCCUGUUACAAAUCGUGGCGCUCCGGUGGGAGGGGUGGCCGACAGCGGCCGGUGGCGGUGGGUGGGUGUGACCUCCUUCUCUUCCAGCUUCCAGAGGUAAAUCCUUCAGAUCACGGCGUGGCUUCCCAGCAGCUACAAAAUACUCCCCUCGGUGUACAGGGCGAUUCUAAAAAGCCUCCCCAAAACAACGCUUCUUUUCCAGUUCCGUGAGAGCUGCGUCUGUGUGGCGGAAUCCACGGGGAAGGGGCGAAGGUGGGAUGAUUCCAGACAGGCAGGGAAGUGAACAGGGAAAUAAAGAACCCCUAAACCCCCUUCAUUUUAAA
Myiozetetes cayanensis is the source of this 6433-nucleotide messenger RNA. RefSeq names its product kinesin family member 13B (gene KIF13B). Gene Ontology annotation, biological process: microtubule-based movement; regulation of protein localization. The record is from RefSeq and is a predicted model, not a curated record. The coding region runs from base 74 to 5932 and encodes 1952 amino acids. Lineage: Eukaryota; Metazoa; Chordata; Aves; Passeriformes; Tyrannidae. Gene Ontology annotation, cellular component: adherens junction. Gene Ontology annotation, molecular function: cell adhesion molecule binding; microtubule binding; ATP binding. The transcript is spliced from 41 exons.